This is a messenger RNA of Propithecus coquereli (Coquerel's sifaka), 1815 nucleotides long. RefSeq names its product RAB22A, member RAS oncogene family (gene RAB22A). Lineage: Eukaryota; Metazoa; Chordata; Mammalia; Primates; Indriidae. Gene Ontology annotation, molecular function: GTP binding; GTPase activity. The transcript has 7 exons. The coding region runs from base 287 to 871 and encodes 194 amino acids. The record is from RefSeq and is a predicted model, not a curated record.
CGAGGUGGGCGGGGAGGUCAGGUGACCCGGUUGGCGUCCCAAGAUGGCGGCGACGGCGGCGCCCGGAAGGCCGCGGCGGCGUCCAGGCUACUGAGGCGGGUCCUGGGUAGCUGGCGGUGGACCGGCCGAGCUGAGGGCCGGAGGACGGGCGGCCGCGGCCUCUGGGCGCCUCGCGGCCGGGGCUAGGCCGUGUGGCGGCAGCGCCGCCGGGGAAUGCUUGUGUUGGGCCCGGCCUCUCCCUCCUCAACUUAGGGCGGCGGCGGGCCCGCGCCCUGGCUCCCGGGCCAUGGCGCUGAGGGAACUCAAAGUGUGUCUGCUUGGGGAUACAGGUGUAGGAAAAUCGAGUAUUGUAUGGCGGUUUGUGGAAGACAGUUUUGAUCCAAACAUCAACCCAACAAUAGGGGCAUCUUUUAUGACCAAGACUGUCCAGUACCAAAAUGAGCUACAUAAAUUCCUAAUCUGGGAUACAGCUGGACAAGAACGAUUUCGUGCCUUAGCACCAAUGUACUAUCGAGGGUCGGCUGCAGCUAUAAUCGUUUAUGAUAUCACAAAAGAAGAGACAUUUUCAACAUUAAAGAAUUGGGUAAAAGAGCUUCGACAGCAUGGCCCACCUAAUAUUGUAGUUGCUAUUGCAGGAAAUAAGUGUGACCUUAUCGACGUAAGAGAAGUCAUGGAGAGAGAUGCUAAGGACUACGCUGACUCCAUUCAUGCAAUUUUUGUAGAGACCAGCGCAAAAAACGCGAUAAACAUAAAUGAACUCUUUAUAGAAAUUAGUCGAAGAAUUCCAUCCACUGACGCCAACCCGCCAUCUGGCGGUAAGGGCUUCAAACUCCGAAGACAGCCUUCAGAGCCAAAGCGAAGCUGCUGUUGACUGAGUUCUCAGACAGUGAUGAAGUAGGUGGUCCUGAAAGUUAACAGGAGGGCUGGGGUCCCUGCCACCAGUUUUCACAUAGCCGGUCUUGAGCCUUCUUCAUGCAAAAAUGAUUCACAGAAAUUGACCAGUUUUGAAGACUGCAGCAGUAUUUCAGUCUGUAGACUUCUGUUAUGUAAAGAAUUUCUGGUGUACGAAGGGACUACAUCAUUGGCUUUUGACCUUGCCGAAAAAGAAUGUAUAAUUGUAUGGAUGGUAGGAUUAAAUUGUUGAGUAGUUUUGUAAUCAAGAUUUUAUGUAACAUUUGUAAAGGGAAGAUUAGCACUUUUGUGGUCGUCGAGGGAAAAAAAAACCUCGUGGAGAUUGUAAUUUCCUUGGUUUCUGUUACCACUGUUAGAGGGGGGUUGUAUCAUUUAAAAGUGGUAGGAUAUCAUAAGUGGAGAGAUGGCGAUUAUUUGACACUAAAAUGGGUUAUUUAUAGGACUGGUGGAAACAAUUUCAUCUCUGCCAUCUCUAAAGCACUUUUCAUUGAAUUAUAUUAGCCUAGGAUGCAUAGAGUAAAUUAGCAAUGGUAACAGUAGGUGCCUAGCUCACUCUAGGUUUGCUUCUGACCCUGUCAUGUAUGUGUCUCCAGACACAUUAUUGGCACCUUUUUAAAUAAGCUCCCAUGAUCGAGAUGGUGAUAGUAGAGAAGCUGCCUGGAAUAAAUUGAAUUGCAUAUGUUCCAAACUGACUAGUGGAGUUUAAAAAAAAGAAGAAGAGAAAAAGUAAAGAAAGUAUGUAAAUGCUGUCAAUUAUUUAACCCAAGUAUUUUAGUGGGGAAAAACAAGUAUCUGUUGCUUAGCAUAUGUAAAGUUGUAGUCUGUAUUUAUGAGACCAUUGCUUAAAGAUUAUAAAUUAUGUAAAUACAUUAAUAAAUUUUAAAAGUUCCAUUCAACAUUCCA